GGCGCUGGUGGGGUGGGGGCGUCCAGGGACUCAAUGGCCGGCGGGGAGUCCGCGGAGUUAUCAUGGAAGGAAUGCUCUCUAAGUGGACCAAUUAUCUGAGCGGAUGGCAGCCACGUUGGUUUGUUCUCAAUGGUGAAAUUCUGUCCUAUUAUGACACCGAGGAGGAUACAUGGAAGGGCUGCAAAGGCAGCAUUAAGAUGGCAGUAUGUGAAAUACAAGUACACACCGGUGACAGCACAAGAAUGGAGCUGAUCAUCCCAGGAGAGCAACAUUUCUACCUGAAGGCGAUUAAUGCUGCUGAGAGACAAAAAUGGAUUGUUGCCUUGGGGUCAUCCAAGGCUUGUCUAAUGGAUAGUAGGACAAAGAGAGAGAAAGAAAUAGGUGAAAAUACAGAAUGCUUGAAAAAGAAGAUAUCCGAACUGAGAUUAUAUUGUGAUCUUCUCCUCCAGCAAGUGAACACCUUAAAAGAAAAUACACAACUGGAUCAGUCUAAAGAUACAACCAGUUCAGAGAUUGAUAUGGGAGCUCUUCUAAGAACAACUUGCAACUCCUUCAUGAAAACAUUGGAAGAGUGCAUGCAAAUUUCAAACACUACCUUUGGACCUGAACUGUUGUAUCCCACACACCUAGACUCCCUGCACAUGGCUAUCAUGAAACCAAACCGGGUUAAGCAUCCUCCUCUGCCCAAUUGCAGUGCUGUGGAAAGGAGGAAAGAGCUAAACAACAAUUGUCAAAAUGGGUCAGCAAUAGAAGAAGCCAACGUUAAUACUUGGAAACGGGAACUGAGUGAAAACCAUGAUCAACAUGAAGUAAUUUCAAGACGGGAGAGUGUAGAAAAUGGUACAGAGGGGAUAAUGGAUCUUUCCAAAUCAGAAGAUGUGGCCACUGAGGAGACCGGGGUGAAUGUUGAACUCCAGCCGUCUGCAUCAACUACUGAAGAUGAGAUCGAGGAGUGCAGUCAGGAGGAACUGGACAGUGCAUCACCUCCCACAGAAGAGAAGGAAGAAAAGAUUGAAACGUUUUUUAGUGCGAUGGAACAAAGAUUUAAUGAUAUUGAAUUUGAAGAAGACAAGGGUAUCCCAACUGUGCCGUUUCUGGAAGCAUGUUAUGCAAUAGUUCCAGUAUUAGAUAAACUUGGUCCAACAGUCUUUGCACCUGUUAAGUUAGAUUUUGUGGGUAAUAUUAAGAAAGUAAAUCAGAAGUACAUCACUGAUCCUGAAAGGUUCACCACACUUCAGAAGAUAGUACUGUAUGAAAUUGAAACAGAUGUGGCCACAGUCAGAAACUCUGCAACUGAGGCCCUGCUUUGGCUGAAAAGAGGACUGAAAUUUCUGAAAGGAUUUUUGGAGGAAGUGAUGAAUGGAGAAAAGGACAUCCAAACAGCACUAAAUGUUGCCUAUGGAAGAACACUACGGCAAUACCACGGUUGGGUUGUUAGAGGUGUGUUUGCGUUGGCAUUAAGGGCUGCCCCGUACUAUGAAGGUUUCAUGGCAGCACUUGCUGUAAAUGAAGGUGAUGAGCAGAAGGAAUAUUUCUGUAGAGGAUUGCAGACUGAUUUAAGCGACUAUCUUCCAGCUAUAGAGAAGCAACUGGAUAUCUUGGAUGCUUUGUAUGAAGAAUACAAUUUAGAAUCCGAUGAAGUGGUAUAAAAAUAAACUGGAAUUUUUCAUAACAUCAACUUUUUAAGGAAGAAAUUUUGAUUUUGGAGCAAGCUGGAUGUGGGAGAAAGGAAAUCUAUCUCUGGACCAAAGUUGUAGCAAAAAUAGUUUUGGAUUAUAUACUUGCCUGUUUUACAUUUAGACGGCAUUCUGUUUAAUUGCCAAGGUAUAGGAAAGUGUUUACUGAAUUAUGAUGGGGAAAUAGAACUAAAUUUCUGUGUGACUGACUACUGCAGAAUUUAAAACAUUCACGUGAAUAUGAGGCCGAUCUUUUUGAAGAUCUUUGAUUUUUCUCUGGAGCCAAACACUACCUUUAUAAAUUCUUGUUGUCAAAUAUUUUAACGUGUUCUGAAGCAGCACUAAACGCUAUGCUCAUAAAUUCAUAAAACAGCCCUGAAACAAAAUGUCAAUGUUCUUUUAUCUUGCGACUCUAUUAACAUCUAAAAUUUGCUAAAAUUGACUAAGCUCCACAAAACGUUCACAUCUUGUUACAGAAUGUGGUUUGCUUUGGUGUACUUUAGUUGUUCACAAGCUAUGGUGAAUAGUGUAAUAAAUUGAGCAGUAGUUAUUCAUUUUUAGGCUUUUCUUAAACGUCAUUCAUUCAGAAAGGGCUUACCUACAAAUAGCUGCAGUUGGUCCGAUCAUACAGUUUAUGAAUUGAAUGAGUUUAUGAUAUAAUAAGGGACUACAAUGUGUUGUGAACAAAGGCAAAAUCUUACAUUUCAAUUCAUAUGCUAACUCAUCAUCAUGUAUUGAUGUACUGAGAUAAUUUGCUUUUGUUUUUCGUACAAAACUACCCAAUGGCGAGUUCUGCUGAAUUUGUUUUUCAAAUUUCAGGUUAGAAAGAAAUCUUUGAUUUGACCUUUUUGGAGCUUUAACAAUUGCGAUUUUGUCUGUUUUUUCCAUACUAGUCCAUACAUUUAAUUGAUCAUAUUUUAUCCUUAUAAACCAUUCCAAUCUAAGACAGGCCUAAGAAUUUCUGUAGUGGCGUGAUCGUAACCUAAAAAGCAUCGCACCUUAUGAAGUGACAUUUUAUUUUAAGUGAGUCAUGUACAUGCCAAAGUUGUCCACUACUUUAAUAUGGACUGAAUAUGACAUAGCUUUCACUAGGCAUAUGUAGACCAUUGACUGAGGAGGUCAUUGCAGUGACCGUAAGAUAGACCACUUGAUGGACACUGGCUAUUAAGACUUUGGACAAAAAAACAUUCAGGGAAAGGCCUGGCUUUGAAAGGAAUGUAGUAGAGGAUGCUGACAUGAACAAUUUAGAAGAAACAUUACGAAUUUGCCAACAUUACCUUUUUGGCCAAUGUAUUGUUGUGUCCAUUUGCCAUGGGACAUGACUGAGCUAACCUGAUUUAGUGUAGUUUUUAGAAGCCUUCUGUAAUGCAGAAAAUGAACAGUGUGCUUAACAUUUGCAGUUAUAGCCAUUUGAAUUUAUUUAACUGAGAAAUGCACUGUAUGUAUAUACUGGAUAUAUUUUGUACUUAUUUAAUAAAAAGUUGCACUUUUAUUCUAA
Messenger RNA from Callorhinchus milii (elephant shark), 3174 nucleotides. It is a transcript of the gene plekha8, whose product is annotated as pleckstrin homology domain containing, family A (phosphoinositide binding specific) member 8. Lineage: Eukaryota; Metazoa; Chordata; Chondrichthyes; Chimaeriformes; Callorhinchidae. The record is from RefSeq and is a predicted model, not a curated record. Gene Ontology annotation, cellular component: membrane; cytosol; cytoplasm. The transcript is spliced from 14 exons. Gene Ontology annotation, biological process: intermembrane lipid transfer; ceramide transport. The coding region runs from base 63 to 1649 and encodes 528 amino acids. Gene Ontology annotation, molecular function: ceramide 1-phosphate transfer activity; ceramide 1-phosphate binding.